AAAGACAACACCUCAGAGCACCACCACCUUCAGUCAACCGUGCCAGCGUUAUCUAAUCGGAUGCGGUGUGUUUGGUGGACUCUCACCGGUCAGCAUCUUCCGCUCUGCAUUUCUGGGUUGCUCAACCAAGACCCCGCAAGAUUUUUUUUUUUUUCUUUGUAUUUUGUGUUAUUAUCUUGUGUACGUCUAAUUUCGCCUCAAUCAAAAACGGGCGCGUUGAGAAAAUAUCUGUGUCAGCGAAGAAUUUCUCCAGUGCACCUGCCCAAUGAAACGCGACAACCGUUAGAAUCACGCCCGAAGCUUCAUUUAAUCGUGGUUCAAGCUUUACGAGUGCCGGUAAAUGAGAGAUUCAAGGGUAACCUUGCAAAAAGUGUUGAACUGUUUUGAAUAUCCUACAUUUGACGCGUAACAACAAACCCAGUGAAAACAAAACUAAGUCGAAAUAUUUACCAAAUGUGAAUGCCAGAAAGGUCAAUGCUUUGUUUCUGUGCUGUUUUGAGGAGUGCUCUCUCGUGUGAAAUUUUUCGCCGUGGACAGGCAAACCCAAAUGGGUCACGACUCACUGCUGCUGUGUGAUAAUGACCAACGCGAUUCUGAUCAACCGGUCUGCAACGGAAAUCUGCUUGCUGUUUACUCAAACAUACCUGUAAACGAAUUUGAAUAACUGAUGCCUGAAGACAGAUGCAUGGCUUGACAAUCCACCUAUCAAUAGUAGAAGCUGGUACCGUAGCUAAUCUUAAAUUCCGGAAAUUUGUCGUGCAGUGAAUGGAUAUUACAUUCCCCUAUGAGCCAAGAGAAGAUUAAUUAGACCAAAACAGUCGGUGCCGAGACCACCAAACAACGUGCGUACGUAUGAAUGUAGUAACCCGUCAGCAGCGAGCGCGGCGGUUAAGCACCAAGUUACCAUUGUGGAAAACGCCCUUGUCUUCUAAUACCCGAUCCAAAGUCGGAGUGCAAUCGUAGGACUGUAAUAAUCGUAAAAUGUCGUGUUCCUGCUGUUCUUGUGGUGGCAAUAGUAAUGCGAGAAGUGGGGAAAGUGGUUCUGGCUACCCGUACGGCCAAGACAGUGGAAAUGUAACAGAGAAACACUACGGCUGCUACAAGGUGGGCAUUUUGUUCUCGGUUAUCAUCAUCUUGCUUCUGUUGUUAGGCUGCGUGCCGAUAUUCUAUCUCACCCACAACAACAACCUGAUUCUACUGAUCCUGCUGGUAACGCUGAUCCUAAUCGGCAUCGUUACGUAUGUUUACUUCCGGUGGCAGCAUCGUCGGGCCCUGCAAAUGCGCCGCAACUACGAGGAACAGAAGAUGAAUCUGACACGGUCCGUCAAACGACCGGCUUCCAAUGGAUUGAAACAGGCAAAACCAGACCCAGUGGUACCAAAAAUCGAAAUUGACAAAGUUAAAAGUGUAGGACAGGAUCAGCCACGUUACUCGUUUAUUUGAGACCUUAAGUGUUUAAUCAAAAAUGUGACAAUGUUAAUGUUUGUCCAUCGUACCGUAAGAAGGAAUUCAGCAGGAUAAUAAGUCCCAAUUCAAAGGUUAGGUCUUAAGUAACAUUGAUCGAUUCUCUUCAUCGACUUUCUCUUCCGCUAAUAAUUUGGGUAUAGAACUUUUUCUUGUCCUUUUUGGCGUAUUAGAAGCUAGAUAAUAGUGUGCUAAAAAUAGCUGGGAAUGUCUUAACAUGGCAAUGAGGAUUCUAAGAGAAAGUCGGCGAAGAGAAUGCUACAUAGGACCUUCAGCUUGGAUUGCUAUCAAACAGCAUUUUCAAGGUUAGGUAUAUUAAUAUUCAGAAAUGAUAAAAAAUAUACAUCAACAUAAUGCAUCCCGUGAAAUAAUGUUAAAUAC
This is a messenger RNA of Ochlerotatus camptorhynchus, 1845 nucleotides long. RefSeq lists its product as uncharacterized. The transcript has 3 exons. The record is from RefSeq and is a predicted model, not a curated record. Lineage: Eukaryota; Metazoa; Arthropoda; Insecta; Diptera; Culicidae. The coding region runs from base 982 to 1443 and encodes 153 amino acids.